Molecule: messenger RNA, 2357 nt
Organism: Erythranthe guttata (spotted monkey flower)
Lineage: Eukaryota; Viridiplantae; Streptophyta; Magnoliopsida; Lamiales; Phrymaceae
Source: RefSeq, a predicted model, not a curated record
CCCAACCCGAACAGCCCAUUACAUUAAUUUGGGCCCGAAUUCAGCUCAGCCGAAAUCUUUCAUUUUUCUCCAAAUUCAUUUGUUGAAGCAGCAAAAAAAAUACUAGUUUCCCGCGUGUUUACAACUAGGGUUUCAGAACUCCUUUCUCUCUCUAGUUUAUGCUAAUAAUGGACUCACCGAAUGAUAAGGUGCUCGGCGACUUCAUGACAGACAACGAGACAACGUUGAUGGAGAUCGAUCAGUCGAAUAUUGCUGCUGAAGACGAGGAGGAAAACGAUCCAUUUCUCAAAUUCAUCGACUACGCAAAAUCGAUUCUGCACCAGAAUGAAGGUGAGCUCGAAGAAGAUUCGGCGCGCUCGCCUGGCUGGAGCUGGAUCACGAAUCGGAUUCUCAAAACCUGCGUCUCUUACCCGAGUGGUGUGACCCCUGCUAUUCUCCUUUCCGAGCUUUCUCAGGCUUGGAAUGAGCACAUUAGGAGUGGAGCUCCAAAAAAGCAAUCAGAUGUUAUCACGAAGUUAAAGAAGAAGCACAAGAGAGCAAAGCUCCCAAACACGGUUACAAUUGAUUCAGUAUUCGAGAAAAAGUUUUUAUCAUUGAGCAGUGUAAUUGAAGCAGUUAUAAUCGAUGCAUUUAUUCUUCCAGGAACAAACAUCUACAUGCUCACUUUGGGGGAUAUUUGGAGCUCCAACACUUUGGAUCUUUAUCUUCACAGGAGGUUUUACAGCAUUGCCGAUCCUGAUAACGGGAUUCUGAAGAAAGGCCGUGAAGUUCUCUUAACUGGGUGCUAUCUUCGGGUUGCCACUGGGAAUUCAGUGUGCGCACGUCUUUUACCAACUGAAUAUUUUGUUGUACUGUUGGAUGAGGAUGAAGAUGACGACGCCAUGCUUAUUGGAGCACAGUUUUGUUCUGAUUCAUUUUCUUCAAUUUCUCUUGAUUCAGUAAAGGAAGGGACGUCCUAUUCAUUGUAUGCAAGAAUUGAAAAUAUAGGACCACUGGAAGUUCAUGGUAAAUCUGGCAGUUUGGAGAGGAAACAAAUUACUCUAGUUGAUAACGAUGGUAUAAGAUUAAUUUUUUUCCUCUGGGGAGAGCAAGCACUAAUUGCCAAUCUAUUCAGGUACGAUUGCUGGCAAGUUGGUCCUUGUUACUUUAUACCUUUUCUUUUUCUGUUUCCUCAUUGCCAUGUGUGCAUGUUUUCUUUCACGUCAUACAGUGUUGGAAGCAUGCUUGCCCUUGAUCGGCCAUUUAUUGCAAGUGUUGUAGAUAAUUCUCUUGAAAUAUGCGAUGAAGUUUGCCUGGAAUACGGUAGUGCAACCCAGUUGUAUUUGGUGCCUCUUAUUCUUCAUGAAGAACAAGUAAGCGUAGCACUGACACAGAACCAUUAUCAAGGUUCGAGGCUGUUGACUGCCUUGAAUCCGAGUGAGGGACCAAUCGUUUCUCAAGUGACAUUACCUUGUGAUUCUCAAGGGUCUAUUGACUUCAGAAAUUACCCAUUUCGAUCGUAUGUUGUUGAUCUACGUAACAAGAUGACUGGCAUUAGUCUCUACGGUGUAGUUACAGACAUAAGAGUAUCAGAGGGCAUAUUUUCUUUGAAGAUCGAAGAUACAACUGGAGCAAUAUGGGCAAAGUUACAUUUCGUUAAAUCAUGGUCACUGGGAAGAUUAGCAAUCGCGCAUACUGUCUACAUAUCUGGUUUAAGUUCUUCUCUGACUCCCCAAGAAAGCCUUCAAUUAUCAUGGUAUGAGAAUGCCACUGGAUCAUCAUUCUUCAAUUUGAGUUGCUUGCCAGCUUUCCCCAAUACAUCUUGUCUUCACAGAUUGUUGUGCCUUAAUGAUCUAUCCAUCCAUACUAGCGGUGCACAAGUAUGUCGAGUGUGGCUGGAUCAGGUUGAACAUUGUCAUGUAAAUACAAGAUAUAUGCACACCCUUUGUGGGCAUCGUGUUGAACAAGGACCGAAUGGAGAUCUCGAGUGCAAAUUCUGCCAAAGUAUUUGCAAUGCUGAAGUAGAACUUACCUUUCAUUUAAAAAUUACUCUUGCAGAUGAUACGUCAAAGAUUUUUGCUUGGUGUAUUGGUCAGACUGCUGCCGAGUUACUGCAGAUAUCUCCCGAUGAAUUCUGUGGGCUAUCCGAGGAUGAACAAAUAAUGUAUCCAUCUUCACUUGAGCGUGAAAAGUUUACUGUAUCAAUCGUUAACUCGAGGGAUGACAGUGGAAGUUUUCUUGAGCAAGAUCGUGACAGGGCUGACUGGGAAGUCACACGCGCAAUCAAGUGUGAAUAAAUGUAUUUUUUUUCCUAAUAUCCUCAUUUCUCUAUUUGUAUACUUAUAUUAUUAUUAUUAUGACUGAUUAUUUUGAUUAUU